AUGGGCAGUUUUAUGGCCAACACGGAGAAGAAUCCUAAGGAGGAGUGCAAGGUAAUUUUUACUAAAAGCCAAAUGAGGAAGAAUGUUGAGAAAGAAAAGAGAGACAAGGGAGCAAUGAAGGAUGUGAGCACUGAGGAAGGAGAGAAUAAAAAGAUAGAAAAAGGUGAUAAAGAGAAAGAAAAGAACAAUAAGAGGGGUGAAAAGGUCUUACCCGCUAAGACCAAGAGUCAGUUGGCAAGGGAGACUAAGAGGGAGAUACCUAUAGCCCUAGUGAAGAACAUCCCUUAUCCUUUGGUGCCAUCAAAGAAGGAGAGGGAGUGCUACUUUGCCCGCUUCCUCGACAUAUUCAAGAAGUUGGAAAUCACCAUACUCUUCGGAGAGGCCUUGCAGCAAAUGCCUAUGUAUAAAAAAUUUCUGAUGGACCUGCUCACAAAGAAAGGUAAAUACAUCAACAAUGAGAGCGCCGUGGUGGAAGGUAACUGCGAUGUUGUGAUCCAAAGAAUUCUACCACAAAAGUUCAAAGACCCAGGGAGUAGGAUUGAGAAUUUGAAGAUUGCUCCCAACAGAAUGAUGCUUCAGCUAGCAGACCGUUCAAUCACCAGACCAUAUGGUGUAAUUGAAGACAUCAUUGUCAAGGUUCGCCAAUUCACUUUUCUGAUGGACUUUGUGAUAAUGAAUAUAGAAGAGAAUUAUGAUAUUCCUCUAAUAUUGGGCCAUCCAUUCAUGCUUACUACAAAAUGUGUUAUGGACAUGGGGAAUGGUAACUUGGAGAUGAGUGUGGAGGACCAGAAAGCCACCUUCAACUUGUUUGAGGCAAUAAAGCAUCCCAGUUAUAACAAGAACUACUUUAAGGUGGAGGCAAUUGAGCAAGAAGCUGACCUUGCUGGGCGGCACCUAAAGUCUGUGUUUCUAGAAGAAGAUGAAGUCAAGCCAGCUGUGAAUCCAGUAGCCCCUUCCAUUGUCCUCCCGGGGCCAAGGCGAGUUAAAGCUUGA
Messenger RNA from Glycine soja, 993 nucleotides. RefSeq lists its product as uncharacterized. Bases 1 to 993 code for a protein of 330 amino acids. The record is from RefSeq and is a predicted model, not a curated record. Lineage: Eukaryota; Viridiplantae; Streptophyta; Magnoliopsida; Fabales; Fabaceae. The transcript is spliced from 2 exons.